Messenger RNA from Myripristis murdjan (pinecone soldierfish), 1835 nucleotides. Its product is annotated as zinc-binding protein A33. The transcript has 7 exons. The coding region runs from base 163 to 1254 and encodes 363 amino acids. NCBI's taxonomy places the organism in Eukaryota, Metazoa, Chordata, Actinopteri, Holocentriformes, Holocentridae. Gene Ontology annotation, molecular function: protein binding. The record is from RefSeq and is a predicted model, not a curated record.
AAAUGCAACACAGGAGAAAGUAAACCGUUGUACGUCAAAUUUACUGAUAAACGACGCUAAAGUUAUUUAAAAUUAGAGUGUAAGCAGUCGACGAGAUACAUUUUGACAGCGAAGGUUGAAUAUGCCAUGAUACGGACUGCAAACUGAUUAUGAAAAAGUGGAAUGUACAAAAAUCACAUACAAGAUACCAACAACAACAACUGCAAUAAAAGCCGUCUCGCUGAUCAAAAGGAGAAGCUUAUCCAGGCUAUUAAAAGAAUCAAGCAUGAGUUAGAUGAGUGCAGGGAGGCGGAGAGAGAGACAUACACAGAGUCACUUGAAGUAGAGAGCAGGUUUGAGGAUCUGGAGCGAGAAAUCAGAGCCGAGUUCCAGAACCUCCAUCGCUUCCUGGACGAGGAGGAGUGUAUGGACCUGGAACGACUGAAGAAAGAAAGGCAGAAACAAGUGAAGCUGCUGAAGGAGAGGGAGAAGAAGAUUGCAGAGCAGGGCAGAGACCUGGAGAGAGCCAUCUCUGUGCUCAACAGCAAACUGACUGAGGACGACAGCCCUAAACUGCUCAAAGAAAUUCAAGAUCUCAUAAAGAGGUCUCAGGUCAGCUUCGUCCUCCCGGCAGAGGUGGACACAGAGGUGCGCUCUGGCAAGUUUGUGGGCCCCAUCCAGUACAGGAUUUGGAAACACAUGAAAAGCUGCCUCUACCCAAAUAUAACAUCAGUGACUUUUGACCCUGACACAGCCCACCCUAACCUCACCCUGUCGCCCUCCUGCACCUCGGUCUGGUUUGAAGAGGACAAAGAAGUAGGGGCGUGCCAGCCCAACCCACGAAGGUUUCACUACUAUUACUGUGUGAUGGGGCACCAGGGCUUCACCACAGGGCGACAUUACUGGGAGGUGGAGGUGGGCCGAAAGACAGCAUGGAGGCUGGGCGUUGUACGAGACGACGUCCACAGAGGGGAGAUGGCUUCCUCUGGCACAUCUAAUGGCCUCUGGACCCUGGCGCUGAAGAAAGGGGCCAUCAUGGCCUGCACUGACCCAAAGCCCACCAGGAUCAAUGUGUCUACCAACCUUGUUCGCAUUGGAGUCUUCUUAGACUGUGACAAAGAGGAAGUGUCCUUCUAUAAUGCUGUUACCAUGGCGCCGCUCUUCACUUUCAGCAUGGAUACGGUCUUGGUUCCUCUGUUCCCCUUCUAUAACCCAUGUGAUGCAGAUGAUGGGAAGAACGCUGGGCCGAUUAAAAUUUUUAACCCCUCGCUAUGAUGAUGAACUCCUCUCACCUGCUUGAAUAUUGUUGGUCAGUAGUGAUUACCGAUUCAUUAUUGAUUAACUUGUUCAUUUUAUAUUGACUGACUAUUUUGUAGCCGAAAGUGAGGUUCUAGAGUAAGUGUUCUCGCCAAAAAAACACAACAGUUAUUGUAACCACAGUUGAUUUGACCUGUAUUUUUAGUGUACAUCCUCUGUCUAAUCUUUACUGUGAGUUUAUUUGCAUGCCUUAUAUGUGAAUAAAAAUACUGCAUUAAAUUUGGACUUUGGAGAGAAGAAUGGGAUGAUUGGAGCAAAUUUUGAAACUGACGCAUGAAUCCGUCUGCAGUGUUAUGAGUGAAAGAGCGCAGAAAAACAACGCAUGGAGAAGGCUGUUCAAGUAUACAGUGUCACGGGACAGCUAUGUGGACAGCCUGCUGCUUCAGAGGUCCACAGCAGGUGUUAACUCCAUUACGUUACCUUUGGCCUAUCUAUAAAUACCCCUUUUGUGCCUGCUCUGCUUUGACACGUCCAGGCGUGGCUAUGGGAGCUGUGCACGAGACAAGAAGGAAGUAGGAUUAAAGGGACCCAGGGCCUGA